AUGAACUUCCGGCUAUUUGUUGAAGCACCAGAGAAAACCGAGGCUUGCCUACGAGAUCUUCAAAGUCUUCAGGGACUACUUGUGGGCAUCUUUCCCGAGUAUCUGGAGAAGAUAUUCAAAGCGUUUGAGGAGGUGUUGGGCAAUAUCCGGCAGGAUUUGCAAGUUCUAAAGGAAACUUUGCUGCAUGAAAAGUUUGUCACGGAUGAGGAAUGCCUUGAACCUCUGAUCAAUGAACUAACUGAAUCAGUAAUCGGAGAGCUAAAAACAAAAGCAGAGGGUUCGCUCGCCUACCUAGAAGUAAGAUCUUUUGACUUUCUACCACUUAUUAAAAUGGGCUAA
Dibothriocephalus latus is the source of this 339-nucleotide messenger RNA. Lineage: Eukaryota; Metazoa; Platyhelminthes; Cestoda; Diphyllobothriidea; Diphyllobothriidae. The record is from the annotation of a GenBank genome assembly.